AGUAUGAUCACGAGAAAUUCGGCGCCUUGUUCAUUAUCUGUUUAUUUUUGUAGUUACACUUAGAGGUAGUGUUUGUUCAUUAGACGUAUGUUUUACGAUAGAAAUGAAUUUUUACAUUUUGCUUUUGAUUUGUCUUUUACAAAAAUGUAGCAGUUAUGAUUACGAUGUUUUUUUUUUUAAGCAGAAGGUGGACCAUUUUACAUACACAAAUACCGAUUUCUUCUUGCAGCGUUAUUUUGUAAAUAGCAAAUAUUUUGAUCCAAAGAAUGGAACUGUAUUUUUCUAUACAGGGAAUGAAGGAUAUAUUGAAAUGUUUGCAAACAAUACGGGUUUUAUGUGGGAAAAUGCUGCUUUGUUUAAUGCUUUAAUUGUGUUUGCUGAGCAUCGAUACUAUGGUCUGUCUCUGCCUUAUGGAAAUGAAUCAUACAAGGAUAAUAAACAUCUAGGUUACCUUACAACUGAACAAGCUCUUGCAGAUUUUGCUAAUCUUAUUGCAUAUAUAAAACAAUCUACUCUUGGUGCCAGAGAUGCUCCUGUUGUUGCAUUUGGUGGAUCUUAUGGAGGAAUGUUAGCAGCAUGGAUUCGAAUGAAAUAUCCUCACUUAGUUGACGGGGCGGUUGCAUCUAGUGCACCUAUCUUACAGUUUGAUGGUUUGGCUGACUGUGCAAAAUUUUCUGAAAUAGUGACAAAUGAUUUUUCCAUGGUUGAUAAUCAAUGUGCAUUGUCUAUUAAAAAGUCUUGGAAAGUUAUUAGAUCUUUUGCUGCUUCAGGUAUGUAUUUCAUUACUUUUUUGAUCUGCAGUCUUUUUAUGUAUUAG
Messenger RNA from Stegodyphus dumicola, 817 nucleotides. Its product is annotated as lysosomal Pro-X carboxypeptidase. Gene Ontology annotation, molecular function: serine-type exopeptidase activity; dipeptidyl-peptidase activity. The record is from RefSeq and is a predicted model, not a curated record. NCBI's taxonomy places the organism in Eukaryota, Metazoa, Arthropoda, Arachnida, Araneae, Eresidae. Gene Ontology annotation, biological process: proteolysis.